GUUGAGUGUAUGGGGUGAAAAAGAGGCAGAGAGAGCGGGUCGAUCAGAAGGGACGGAGCGGCGGAGCGCAGCGCAGCAGCAGCGGCAGCAGCGAGGACACUUCUCUCUCCAAACCACCACGUACUAUGCUCAUCGCUUCGCGGCGGCUCUAGAACAGAAGGGUCUCAGCUGAACCCAGACGACCCCAUGAGUCUGAUUUGGAGUAGGAGCUCUAUGUGGAUCAGGAGUUGAAGAAGGAGCUCUGAGACUAGUGGUGAGCUAGUCCCACCGCCCUCAGCUCUACUCGCCGUCCUCGGCCUCCUCCUCCCGUCGUCCUCCGCCUCAUCCCUUCCUUCCUUCCCGCUCGUUUCUCGCGGGGGAAACCGAGCGCCGCCAUGACUCUCUUGGCCUCUCCCGCCCCGUUCCUCCUCUCCCUCUUCCUCUUCGUCCUCCCGCUGCCUCCGUGUCAGUCCGAGUCCCAGCGCAGCGACUCCAGCACCAACCCCGACAUGAUGACGUCCCUGCCCUCCACCUUCCCGCCUUCCUUGUCCUACGCCAACAGCACCGCGCCCUCCGGCAGACAAGACAAGUGCAACAAGGUGGUGGUGUGCGAGCCUGGAAUCCUGCUGCCGGUCUGGAUGCCCAAGAACCCCGGGACCGGGUACCAGGUGGCCCGAGCCGUGGUCUACUUCGUGUCGCUCAUGUACAUGUUCCUGGGAGUGUCCAUCAUCGCAGACCGCUUCAUGGCGUCCAUCGAGGUCAUCACGUCGCAGGAGAAGGAGGUGACCAUCACUAUGCCAAACGGGGAAACGUCGGUGGCGACGGUUCGAAUCUGGAAUGAAACGGUGUCCAAUCUGACGCUCAUGGCUCUGGGCUCCAGCGCUCCAGAGAUCCUGCUGUCUGUUAUAGAGGUGUGUGGCCAUAAGUUCGAGGCCGGGCAGCUCGGACCUGGCACCAUCGUCGGCAGCGCCGCCUUCAACAUGUUCGUGAUCCUCGGCAUCUGCGUGUGGACGAUCCCCAACGGAGAAUCACGCAAGAUCAAACACCUCCGGGUUUUCUUCAUCACAGCCUUCUGGAGCAUCUUCGCCUACAUCUGGCUCUACCUCAUCCUGUCCGUCAUGACGCCGGGAGUCGUGGAGGUGUGGGAGGCCCUGGUGACCCUCCUGUACUUCCCAGUCUGCGUCAUCCUGGCUUGGAUCGCCGACCGCCGCCUUCUCUUCUACAAGUACAUGGGCAAGCGUUACCGCGCCGACAAGCGCCACGGCAUCGUCGUGGAGACCGAGGGCGACCUGUCGCCGAACAAGGGCGGCAUGGAGAUGAUCAUAGACGGCAAGUUCCCGCCGCGGGGGGGCGCCGUGGUGCCUGCGGAAAACUGCGGAGGCGGGACCCAGGAUGGCAUGGCGGGAGCCGCGGCCAACAAUGUCGGCGCGGGAGCCAUGGCGACCGGAGCCGGGGGCAACCUCCCCACCUCCAACAGCGCCAUGGUCAACGUGGAGAGCAGCAAGGAGCUGGACGAGAGCCGCAAAGAGGUGAUUCGUAUUCUGAAGGAGCUGAAGCAGAAAUAUCCGGACAAAGAGUUGGACCAGCUGGUGGAGCUGGCCAACUACUAUGCACUGCUGCACCAACAGAAGAGCAGAGCCUUCUACCGCAUACAGGCGACUCGUAUGAUGAUCGGAGCCGGGAACGUCCUGAAGAAGCACGCGGCCGACCACGCUCGCCGUGCGGCCGUAGUGGAUGAAGAAGCACCAGAAGAAGACGACCUGGGGAUCUGCAGCCGCAUCUCGUUUGAGAGCGCCCACUGUCAGUGCAUGGAGAACUGCGGCGUUCUCACGCUGGCCGUGGUUUGUCAAGGGGGUCUGGGAGAAAACACCUUCUACGUGGACUACAGGACAGAGGACGGUUCAGCCAACGCCGGCUCAGAUUACGAAUACAGCGAAGGAACGCUGGUGUUCAAACCUGGAGAGACUCGUAGAGAGAUUAAGGUCGGCAUAAUCGACGACGACAUAUUCGAAGAGGACGAACACUUCUUCGUCCGCCUGCUGAACCUCCGAGUCGGCGACGCCGAGGGGAUGUUCGAAAGCGACGAGGCCGGAGCGGCCCCCAAAUGCCGCCUGGUGGAGCCCCUGGUCGCCACCGUGACCAUCCUGGACGACGACCACGCCGGCAUCUUCACGUUCAGCGAGCGGCUGCUGAGGGUGAGCGAGAGCGUGGGCACCAUGGAGGUGACGGUGGUGCGCAACUCGGGCGCCCGCGGCACCGUCAUCCUGCCGUACCACACCGAGUCCGGCACCGCCAAGGAUGGAGAGGACUACGAGGAUGCCCGGGGGGAGCUGGAGUUCACCAACGACCAGACCACUCAGACUCUGCAGGUGAGGAUUAUAGACGAUGAAGAGUAUGAAAAACACGAAAACUUCUUCAUCGUGUUGGAGGAGCCUCGCUGGCUGAAGAGAGGGAUCUCAGCUCUGCUGCUCAGUCAAGACGGGGCCGAGGGGCAGAUGAGCGCUGAGGAGGAGGAGGCCCGGAGGAUAGCGGAGAUGGGGAAGCCCAUCCUGGGAGAGCACAGCCGCCUGGAGGUGGUCAUCGAGGAGUCGUACGAGUUCAAGAGCACCGUCGACAAGCUCAUUAAGAAGACGAACCUGGCUCUGGUUAUCGGCACUCACUCCUGGAGGGAGCAGUUUGUGGAGGCGGUUACUGUCAGCGCAGGCGACGGUGAUGACGACGAGGAGGGUCGCGAGGAGCGUCUCCCUUCCUGCUACGACUACUUCAUGCAUUUCCUCACCGUCUUCUGGAAGGUGCUGUUCGCCUGCGUCCCCCCGACCGAGUACUGGAACGGCUGGGCCUGCUUCUUCGUGUCCAUCAGCGUCAUCGGCCUCCUCACCGCCGUCAUCGGGGACCUGGCGUCGCACUUCGGCUGCACCGUGGGGCUCCGGGACACCGUGACGGCCGUGGUGUUCGUGGCUCUGGGAACCUCUAUUCCAGACACCUUCGCCAGCAAAGUGGCCGCCAUCCAGGACCAGCACGCCGACGCGUCCGUCGGAAACGUCACGGGCAGCAACGCCGUCAACGUGUUCCUGGGCAUCGGCGUGGCCUGGUCCGUGGCCGCCAUCUACUGGAAGGUCAAAGGGAAGGAGUUCCGGGUGGACCCGGGCUCGCUGGCCUUCUCCGUCACCCUCUUCACCAUCUUCGCGUUCAUCUGCAUGGGCGUGCUGCUGUUCAGGCGCCGGCCCUCCAUCGGCGGCGAGCUCGGCGGGCCCAGGAUGUCCCGCCUCCUGACCAGCCUCCUCUUCCUGGGUCUGUGGUUCCUCUACAUCCUCUUCUCCAGCCUGGAGGCCUACUGCCACAUCAGCGGCUUUUAGAAAUAUAUUUAAAAAAAGAAAAAGAAAAAGGAGACGACGAAUGUCCCAGAAGAAUAUUGCACGGCAACACACACACACACACACACACACUUUAAC
Molecule: messenger RNA, 3431 nt
Organism: Mugil cephalus (flathead mullet)
Lineage: Eukaryota; Metazoa; Chordata; Actinopteri; Mugiliformes; Mugilidae
Gene: slc8a2b
Product: solute carrier family 8 member 2b
Exons: 17
Coding region: 375-3335 (986 amino acids)
Biological process (GO): calcium ion import across plasma membrane; sodium ion transmembrane transport; cell communication
Cellular component (GO): sarcolemma; postsynapse; axon
Molecular function (GO): calcium:sodium antiporter activity
Source: RefSeq, a predicted model, not a curated record